UUUAACCCUCUCGAGUGACAGAGGAAAAUAAUUUUCUCGAGAUAAUUGCAGAACUAAUCGGGAAAAUAGUAAGGAUGCAUUUAGUUUAUGAUCAGGUUGUAUGUGUCACCGGCGCGGGCGGGUUCAUCGCUUCAUGGCUGGUCAAGUUACUUCUGGAAAAGGGUUAUACUGUUAGAGGAACUGUCAGAAAUCCAGAUGAUCCUAAAAAUGAUCAUUUGAAGGAGCUUGAAGGAGCAAAGGAGAGAUUGGUGCUAUACAAAGCUGAUCUCCUUGAUUACAAGAGUUUAUGUGAAGCCAUCAAUGGGUGCGAUGGCGUUUUUCACACUGCAUCACCUGUCUCUGAGGAAGAGCACAUGGUGGAACCGGCAGUCACAGGAAGCAAGAACGUGAUAGUUGCUGCGGCGGAGGCUAAAGUCAGACGGCUGGUCUUCACUUCAUCAAUAGGAGCUGUGUACAUGGACCCUAAUAGAUGUCCUGACCAACUCAUCGACGAAACAUAUUGGAGCGAUCUUGAUUUCUGCAAGAACACUAAGAACUGGUAUUGCUACGGAAAAGUUUUGGCAGAACGGCUUGCAUGGGAAGAGUCGAAAUUGAGAGGGUUAGACAUGGUGUCAAUCAGCCCGGUAUUGGUAAUUGGACCAUUGUUGCAACCUACUAUUAAUGCAAGUACGGGUCAUAUCCUCAAAUACCUGACUGGAGCUGUCAAGACAUAUACCAACUCAGUUCAGGCCUAUGUCGAUGUUAGAGAUGUCGCAGCUGCACAUGUUCUUCUCUUCGAGACUCCUGCAGCAACAGGACGACACAUCUGCUCCGAGAGCUCGCUUCAUCGGGGCCAGGUGGUAGAAACAUUAGCUAAAUAUUUCCCUGAAUAUCCCGUUCCUACCAAAUGUGCUGAUGAAAUUAAGCCAAGAUCCAGGCCAUUAUUGUUUUCAAACCAAAAGCUCAAGGACAUGGGGCUUGAUUUCUUACCCGUGAGGCAAUGCCUGUAUGAAACUGUCAAGAGUCUGCAGGAGAAGGGACACCUUCCAGUUUCGAAUAAAUUUUUUAUCGGAUGUAGCCAAGCCAUCUAAUGAUAAAAUUCAUCUACAUCAUUUUAUGAUGAGCAUCAAAGAUACGUUCAAUUUUGCAAUUAAAAGUGGGAUAUUAUACAGGCAUUUUAAUACCUUAAGUCUAAUAAUAUAACAAAAAAAUAGUGUCCUAAUGAUUUGUGACAUCAUGUUAAUAUAUCAACUCCAACAACAUGUCUUGUUGUUGUGCUUUUUUAUUAAAAUAGUAAUAGUAAUAUAUUUGAAUUAUUAUUAGAGGGAGAUGAAAAGGAAAAGGCAAAGAAAUGUGUUAUAACAGAAGAACCUCGUUUUUUAUUGAUAGAAAUGAUUUAGGGCAUGCACAAGUCAC
Molecule: messenger RNA, 1395 nt
Organism: Daucus carota subsp. sativus
Lineage: Eukaryota; Viridiplantae; Streptophyta; Magnoliopsida; Apiales; Apiaceae
Product: cinnamoyl-CoA reductase 1
Exons: 5
Coding region: 75-1070 (331 amino acids)
Molecular function (GO): oxidoreductase activity, acting on the CH-OH group of donors, NAD or NADP as acceptor
Source: RefSeq, a predicted model, not a curated record